Molecule: messenger RNA, 396 nt
Organism: Microtus oregoni (creeping vole)
Lineage: Eukaryota; Metazoa; Chordata; Mammalia; Rodentia; Cricetidae
Product: ubiquitin-40S ribosomal protein S27a-like
Exons: 4
Coding region: 1-396 (131 amino acids)
Biological process (GO): translation
Cellular component (GO): ribosome
Molecular function (GO): structural constituent of ribosome
Source: RefSeq, a predicted model, not a curated record
AUGGGUUGCCCGGUGAACAUUGGUGCCAUGAAGAUCUUGUUACCAGGUGACAGUAUUAAGAUGACAUGGAACAUUCAGGAGUGUCCAACUUUGUCUGACUACUACAUCCAAAAGGAGUCCACCCUUCAUCUGGUGUUGAGACUUCAUGGUGGUGCUAAGAAAAGGAAGAAGAAGUCUUACACUACCCCCAAGAAGAACAAGCAUAAAAGGAAGAAUGUGAAGCUGACUGUACUCAAGUACUAUAAGGUGGAUAAAAAUGGGAAAAUUAGUCGUCUUUGUCGGGAGUGUCCUUCUGAUGAAUGUGAUGCUGGAGUUUUCAUGGCCAGCCACUUUGACAGACAUUAUUGUGGCAAGUGCUGUCUGACUUACUGCAUCAACAAGCCGGAAGACAAGUAG